Molecule: messenger RNA, 1917 nt
Organism: Glycine soja
Lineage: Eukaryota; Viridiplantae; Streptophyta; Magnoliopsida; Fabales; Fabaceae
Product: cytochrome P450 78A3
Exons: 2
Coding region: 60-1631 (523 amino acids)
Molecular function (GO): oxidoreductase activity, acting on paired donors, with incorporation or reduction of molecular oxygen; monooxygenase activity; heme binding
Source: RefSeq, a predicted model, not a curated record
AAAUAGCCAAAGCAACCUGUGCAAUAUUUGGCACUCACUGAAGCACUAUCCCUCCCACCAUGACAAGCCACAUUGACGACAACCUCUGGAUAAUAGCCCUGACCUCGAAAUGCACCCAAGAAAACCUUGCAUGGGUCCUUUUGAUCAUGGGCUCACUCUGGUUAACCAUGACUUUCUAUUACUGGUCACACCCCGGUGGUCCUGCCUGGGGCAAGUACUACACCUACUCUCCCCCCCUUUCAAUCAUUCCCGGUCCCAAAGGCUUCCCUCUUAUUGGAAGCAUGGGCCUCAUGAUUUCCCUGGCCCAUCACCGUAUCGCAGCCGCGGCCGCCACAUGCAGAGCCAAGCGCCUCAUGGCCUUUAGUCUCGGCGACACACGUGUCAUCGUCACGUGCCACCCCGACGUGGCCAAGGAGAUUCUCAACAGCUCCGUCUUCGCCGAUCGUCCCGUCAAAGAAUCCGCAUACAGCCUCAUGUUUAACCGCGCCAUCGGCUUCGCCUCUUACGGAGUUUACUGGCGAAGCCUCAGGAGAAUCGCCUCUAAUCACUUCUUCUGCCCCCGCCAGAUAAAAGCCUCUGAGCUCCAACGCUCUCAAAUCGCCGCCCAAAUGGUUCACAUCCUAAAUAACAAGCGCCACCGCAGCUUACGUGUUCGCCAAGUGCUGAAAAAGGCUUCGCUCAGUAACAUGAUGUGCUCCGUGUUUGGACAAGAGUAUAAGCUGCACGACCCAAACAGCGGAAUGGAAGACCUUGGAAUAUUAGUGGACCAAGGUUAUGACCUGUUGGGCCUGUUUAAUUGGGCCGACCACCUUCCUUUUCUUGCACAUUUCGACGCCCAAAAUAUCCGGUUCAGGUGCUCCAACCUCGUCCCCAUGGUGAACCGUUUCGUCGGCACAAUCAUCGCUGAACACCGAGCUAGUAAAACCGAAACCAAUCGUGAUUUUGUUGACGUCUUGCUCUCUCUCCCGGAACCUGAUCAAUUAUCAGACUCCGACAUGAUCGCUGUACUUUGGGAAAUGAUAUUCAGAGGAACGGACACGGUAGCGGUUUUGAUAGAGUGGAUACUCGCGAGGAUGGCGCUUCAUCCUCAUGUGCAGUCCAAAGUUCAAGAGGAGCUAGAUGCAGUUGUCGGAAAAGCACGCGCCGUCGCAGAGGAUGACGUGGCAGUGAUGACGUACCUACCAGCGGUGGUGAAGGAGGUGCUGCGGCUGCACCCGCCGGGCCCACUUCUAUCAUGGGCCCGCUUGUCCAUCAAUGAUACGACCAUUGAUGGGUAUCACGUACCUGCGGGGACCACUGCUAUGGUCAACAUGUGGGCUAUUUGCAGGGACCCACACGUGUGGAAGGACCCACUCGAAUUUAUGCCCGAGAGGUUUGUCACUGCGGGUGGAGAUGCCGAAUUUUCGAUACUCGGGUCGGAUCCAAGACUUGCUCCAUUUGGGUCGGGUAGGAGAGCGUGCCCAGGGAAGACUCUUGGAUGGGCUACGGUGAACUUUUGGGUGGCGUCGCUCUUGCAUGAGUUCGAAUGGGUACCGUCUGAUGAGAAGGGUGUUGAUCUGACGGAGGUGCUGAAGCUCUCUAGUGAAAUGGCUAACCCUCUCACCGUCAAAGUGCGCCCCAGGCGUGGAUAAGAGAGAGUUGAAGCUUUUAUUAAAAAGGGAACAAGAAAAAAAGAAAAUGAAAUAUAUAGAAAUAAAACAGACAAGAAAGUAAAGUAAAGAUUAUGCAUGUUGCUGCAUGUAGGUUGGUGGUUGGUGGCAGGUGUGCAGCCACACAAUGGUAAUAUGGUGGAAGGGAUGGGUUAGGCUCUCUUUUUUUUUUUUAGUGGUCAAGUAUUAAGUCUUCUCAGCUUGUCUUCUUAUUACAAAAAAAGUACUGUUGCCAGUGUAAAUAAACUUAAUACGUUUUUAGUUGACU